This is a messenger RNA of Xyrichtys novacula (pearly razorfish), 1369 nucleotides long. NCBI's taxonomy places the organism in Eukaryota, Metazoa, Chordata, Actinopteri, Labriformes, Labridae. The record is from the annotation of a GenBank genome assembly.
AUGAUCCCAGAGGAAAACUUCGAGGAGAACAGGUGAGAUUUCAUGCUCGAUCUUGUGUUCUUGCUGGAGCUUUAUGACUGUUUGAGACAUGUGGACGGACAUCAUGUGCUGGAGAGGAAUGUGUCUUGUCCUUUGAACCUUACCUCGCUUGCUCUGCUGCAGCUGGUGAAAUCCAACUUUGAGUGCGUAGACUCCUGACUUUAUCCGGGUGCAAACUGAGACUGAAGGCGCCAUAUAUGGCCCCUCAUAUGUGGCAUUCAAGUGUGCAAACAUUCAGCAAAUAUAUAAUGACUUAUAAGCUUAAUGCACUGGACAUUUUAAGAGUAAGAACACAAAUUUGAAGAGUUUCUUUCACAUUAAGCAUGCAUGUUGCAGCAUGCAGUGGGCUGUGUUUACUAUGCAAUGCCUGUUAUGUAAGCCCUCUAAUCAAAUCCCUUCUUUAUUUUAUCACAGUCACAGCCAUGCAGAAUUAUUAUUAAAACUCAUGUGACUCCAGGAGGAAUUGGAAACUUUUAACAGAUUUAUAAUUUCUCCAGGAAGACUAGCUUUGUCUUGACAAAAUGCACAUAUUUAAGAACUGCAGCAGCUCAUGUUUGAUGGAAAAUGUACAAGUUUUUUUUCUAACCGCUGCACUCUUCUUCCUACUAGGAUGCAAUCUGCAGGUCUGGCUCUGGAGGAGUUGUUAGUCACGGCUCAGAAGCAAGACUGCUUAACCGUUGGCAUCUAUGAAUCAGCCAAACUUCUCAAUACGUGAGUUGAAAGUACUGAAUAAGUCCUUUCAAGCCAAGCGUCCCAGAUAUUGAACUUUUAUAAUCUCUCUAAAUCUCGUGAUUCUUCUCUCCCCUCCUCAGGGAUCCGGACAGUGUGGUUCUGUGUGUUCUGGCAGCUGACAAUGCAGAUGAUGUGGCACUGCAGAUCCACUUCACCCUGCUGCAGUCCUUCUGCUGCGACAGCGGCCUCAACAUCCUGCGAGUAUCGGGGGUUCAGAGACUCCAACAGCUGCUCUGUGCCGUGGACGCCAACAGAAACCAGGAAGAGCAAGGAGACCUCCACUGCAUGCUGGUUACGGUGUGUUGACUCAACACAACAGCCCUCUCUCUUACGUAACUGAAAGGCCAAGCUGGGAAUAUUUUGUUACGGAUAAAUUUUCAUGCAGCAGCUGACAUUUUCUCUGAUAUUUCUGCUGAUUCAUGCAGGAACUUUUCCUGAACUUUCUGUCGGUUUUUGAAUUGAAGUUAAAGUUGCAUUUGUUUCCCCCCUUCAGAAUCCACAAGCUGACCACUGCAGACUACAAGAAGUGGGGACCUACUGCCAGGAGAGUCGACGCCUGGACCAGUGGGUUCCUGAGCUGGUCCUGCAGGAACGCUGA